GUUUUUAAGCUUUAAUCUAAAUGGCCCUGGAAAUUUAAGUCAUUUAGGUUGUACAAAAUUUGUUGUUACCAUAUCGAGUUAAUGGGACCAAAAAGCCGCAAGGGCAAGAAAAAAGAGAGAAGUCGCAAAAAUGGCCAUCUUCCGAAGAACGCAAAAUCGAAACAUUACAAGAAGUACCACAAGAAGUACCACAAGAAGUACCACGCCCGUCCAUCGAAGAUUUUCCACGACAACUGCUGCAUGUACAAGGUUCGUCAGCGACCCUUGCGAUUGAACCAGGUCGAUUUUGGCACCCAGUGCUCCACUCGCACGAUAGCCUUUUCCGACUCUGUGCCACUCCUGCAACACCCUAUCCGGAGUAGGGUGGUCCAUCUGCCGGAAACCGUGGUCAUGCAUAUGCGGAAUAUUGAGGAAGCCCAUCGAGUGGCGGGAAGCUUCAGAAACACCCUUAUUCGAGCCCUUGUCCCAGUUCCGGAUAUCGAAGAAGGGGACAGUAUGCACCAAGUGGAUCUGAGACCACGACAUGUCGAGCGAAGGGACCGAAAAAGGCCGUCUUGUAGCGAAAUGGACUUGGAGAACUUCUUUCAGAGAGGAUAGAAAAUUGAAUGUCCCAGGAUAAAAUACAAUUCCAAUAAAUAUAUCAGUUUUUUCGUUAGACUUAUUUGCAAAAUUGUCAAAAAAAAAAAAAUUAGUAAGUUAACAAACACAAAGAUAUUCAGUUGGAAAGAAUAAUAUUCCUUCGACAUUAUACAAGUAAAAUAGA
Drosophila elegans is the source of this 763-nucleotide messenger RNA. RefSeq lists its product as uncharacterized. The coding region runs from base 82 to 597 and encodes 171 amino acids. The record is from RefSeq and is a predicted model, not a curated record. Lineage: Eukaryota; Metazoa; Arthropoda; Insecta; Diptera; Drosophilidae. The transcript has a single exon.